AUGGGAGGAAAGAAGGCGGUGAGUUUGGUGUUGGUGAGCAUAGUAGUGGCAUGGACGGUGGCAAGGGGUGUGGAAGGAAAUACAUGGUGUGUGGCAAGCAGUAGUGCUUCCUAUGGGGCACUCAAAUCAGGGCUGGACUUUGCAUGUUCACAUGGAGCUGACUGUGGGCCCAUCAGGCCCGGUGGGUCAUGCUUCAACCCAAACACCAUCCAAAAUCAUGCUUCCUAUGCUUUCGAUAGUUACUAUCAGAGAAAAGGCAAAGCCCCCGGCUCCUGUUCUUUUGGUGGCGCUGCCACCAUCGCCGUUUUGGAUCCUGUAGGUACCCUUCUUCUCUCUGAGAAGAACUUAUGCGGAUAUCAUACCAAAAGUGAGUAA
Sphenostylis stenocarpa is the source of this 375-nucleotide messenger RNA. Lineage: Eukaryota; Viridiplantae; Streptophyta; Magnoliopsida; Fabales; Fabaceae. The record is from the annotation of a GenBank genome assembly.